Messenger RNA from Hyaloscypha bicolor E, 198 nucleotides. RefSeq lists its product as uncharacterized. Gene Ontology annotation, molecular function: protein binding. Bases 1 to 198 code for a protein of 65 amino acids. NCBI's taxonomy places the organism in Eukaryota, Fungi, Ascomycota, Leotiomycetes, Helotiales, Hyaloscyphaceae. The transcript has a single exon. The record is from RefSeq and is a predicted model, not a curated record.
AUGACGGGGAUCGGGGGGGAAAGGAAGGAGGCGAAGAAUGAGAAGGUCAGACGGCUGUUAGAGAACGGGAUCCAGUAUUCUCUGCGAGGCUUUCUCGAUUCGACGCCCCUAUUACAAGCUGCGGGGAAUGGCCAGCGGAAGAACAUACGUCUGCUACUGGAUCGUAGUGCUUCUAUAUCGGAACAGGACGGAUUAUAA